AUGAUUGGGAUGGUGAAUGUACCAUGCGAUACUCCUAUAGACUUCUACGCCGGUGCUCCAAAUGCUCAGAUUUCAGUACCAGAAACAAUGACAAAACGAAGACCAUCGUUUCGACCAUUGUUCAUAAGCACUCGAGAUAAAAUCGAAUACGCAAUGGAUGGACGUAAAAUGAGCAACGGCAAAUCCGAACCCAAUAAACUCUGGGAGGAGCUCUUUUUGCGUUCGUUUAUCAAUCGCCUUGAGGAGGAAAUCCAAAGCCCAGUCGAAUCAUACAAGACGCUCGAAUCCGAAUUAGCAAAACUCAACAUCAAAGACAAAUCUCUAUACCGGUCCACAUACUCGUUAGUCUCACACAAUCGAGUCGAAGACACAGAGUUUGAUGAACUUGAAGAACACCUGAAAGAACGGUGCUUACCUGAGUGGAUGGCAAAAGGCAGAAUUUUCCGAAACGACAGCUUUUUUGUGAAUAAAGAGCAAAAUAACAGCAUCGUCUUUGCUCAUCAAGAAUACAGUGAAUUAUUCUACAAAAUGUUUAACCAACAUCUGCUGCCUUAA
Angiostrongylus costaricensis is the source of this 555-nucleotide messenger RNA. The record is from the annotation of a GenBank genome assembly. Lineage: Eukaryota; Metazoa; Nematoda; Chromadorea; Rhabditida; Metastrongylidae.